GGAGCUGCACGCGCCCUCAGGAGGAGCCGCACGGACCGGACGUUUUAAUCCAUAAUCAAUAAAAAGUUCAGUCGCAGACAGUGAUCAGCUUCCGGUUUAUUCCCGCAGGUUCUGUGCUGUUCACGGACCCGGUUUAUUGAUCUGAACCUGGAGGACCCGGAUCAGAGGGAGCGCGAGCAUGUCCCGGGCCGAGGAGCGCGAGGAGGCCGACUGUGUGUGUUCCGUCGGGAUGAAGUUCACGUGGGACAUCAACGACCCCAAACUGCCGCAGGACACAAAGCAGUUUGACCCGUUCCAGGAGUGGACAGACGGUUAUGUUCGGUACAUCUACAGCGCUGAAGAUAAGAACGCUCAGAGACAUCUCUCCGGCUGGGCGAUGAGAAACACCAACAACCACAACUGUCAGAUCCUGAAGAAGUCCUGUUUGGGUGUGGUGGUCUGUUCACGAGGCUGCACGCUGCCUGACGGGUCCCGGCUGCAGCUGCGCCCCGCCAUCUGCGACAAGGCCCGGCAGAAACAGCAGAAGAAGCUGUGUCCGAGCUGUAACGCCGCUCUGGAGCUACUGCCAUGUCGCGGCCACAGCGGUUACCCCGUCACCAACUUCUGGAGAGUCGAUGGAAAGGCCAUCUUCUUCCAGGCUAAAGGGGUCCAUGAUCAUCCCAGACCAGAGUCCAAGUCUGAGACUGAAGCCAGAAGAAGUUCAGUGAAGAGACGAGUCAGCUCCCCGCCGUUCACGCCCAAAAGACGGCUCAUUGAAACACAGGCUCUGGGCCCCGCCCUCCUCUCCUGCGUCGAUCCAUCAGACAGAAUCUCCUUCAUCGAGCCAAAUUUCCCACAGCAUUACCCAGCGUUUCAGAGCCCAGAGCCCUACUACAACCCCCACAAUGCACUAGGAGAGGCCCCACCCACACUGCAGAAACCAGCCAAUCCCAGGCUUUACAUGGGCCGGCCCUCUUACGAGUUCCAAGGAUACCUGACCUCGCCGUCGUAUCCCAUGACGUCUGACCUUUGUGACCCCAGGGUGGCUCCAGUCCUGGGUUCCUCCUCUUCCUCCACGUCAUCAUCGGCUCCCCUCUCCUCCUCCUCUUCCUCCUCCUUCGACCCCCAGGCGAAGCCCUCUGCAGGCUGGAAGGAGCUGCUGAAGAGCUCUGCCCCCUAUAGUGACAACCACCAUUACUACAGUGCAGAGUACCCCUGCCGUUACCCCAGCAACGCCCCAGGGUCCCCCGCAGCACUGCAGACCAUCAUCACCACCACAACCAAGGUCUCCUACCAGCCCUGUCCAAAGCCUCCUGCAGCGCUCCCUUCCUACCAAUCAUGUCCUAAACCUCCUGCCGGCCUCCCGUCCUACCAGUCCUGCGCUCCCCCGAAACCUCCAGGCCUCCCUGGCUGCUCCUCUCUGCUGGAUGACGCCUCUUCCUCCUCCUAUUCCACCGAGGUGAAGGUGACAGAGGAGUCGGGUGGAGUCAUCAAGUCUCUGUCGUUUCAGCCUGAACCUCUGCAGACCAAAACAGAGCGGGCCGACGGCUAUGACUACCGUUACGCCUACCCCAACACGUACCGCUAUGAUGACUACUGAGGCAGCACGACCUCCACCGCAGCUACCACGACUGCUGUUACCACCACUGCACCCACCCAACACGUGGUGCCAUGAUGACUACUGAUACUACAACUGUCACUAUGAGAAAAACUACUGCUACAGCCCAAACACAAACUAUCUGUCCACAGACUGUGUGAAACAAAACCCAGAGAACGACAUCUGCCACUGCACGGAUCAGGAGCGGACAGGAUGUGGAUUAUCAGGACGAAACUCUGACCGAACCAAAAUUUUGGUCCAUGAGAAACUUUCUGAAGACGCUCAAGGAGUACUGUCAUGUUCCCAGAGGCAGAUCCUUCUCCAGCUUCCCUCGACCGACUCUUUCAGGACAAGUCAAAACAUUGGAGUGAAAUGUGCGUCAGACACCAGGAUUCUGUUUGGUCAAAAAGCCUCAACACAAGACCCAACUCAGACCCGGUGCUUCUGGAGCUCUCAGCCACAUCUCAUGGCCUUCUUCAGCAAACUGAGCUGCAGCCAUCAAUUCAUGGAUUUGAUUGUUGUGACAUCACCUGAUGGUUGUUUUUGUGGUGGAGAUUGUUUCUGCAGGUGUACGUCAUGUGGGGGAGGUGUGUUACGUCCUUCAGAGUCCCCAGAAGUGAGGUGUGUCACAUCCUUCAGAGUCCCCAGAAGUGAGGUGUGUCACAUCCUUUAGCGUCACCAGAAGUGAGGUGUGUCACAUCCUUCAGAGUCCCCAGAAGUGAGGUGUGUCACAUCCUUUAGCGUCCCCAGAAGUGAGGUGUGUCACAUCCUUCAGAGUCCCCAGAAGUGAGGUGUGUCACAUCCUUUAGUGUCCCCAGAAGUGAGGUGUGUCACAUCCUUCAGAGUCCCCAGAAGUGAGGUGUGUCACAUCCUUUAGUGUCCCCAGAAGUGAGGUGUGUCACAUCCUUCAGAGUCCCCAGAAGUGAGGUGUGUCACAUCCUUCAGAGUCACCAAAAGUGAGGUGUGUCACAUCCUUUAGCGUCACCAGAAGUGAGGUGUGUCACAUCCUUUAGCGUCCCCAGAAGUGAGGUGUGUCACAUCCUUCAGAGUCCCCAGAAGUGGGGUGUGUCACAUCCUUUAGUGUCCCCAGAAGUGAGGUGUGUCACAUCCUUUAGUGUCCCCAGAAGUGAGGUGUGUCACAUCCUUCAGAGUCCCCAGAAGUGAGGUGUGUCACAUCCUUUAGUGUCCCCAGAAGUGAGGUGUGUCACAUCCUUCAGAGUCCCCAGAAGUGAGGUGUGUCACAUCCUUUAGUGUCCCCAGAAGUGAGGUGUGUCACAUCCUUUAGCGUCACCAGAAGUGAGGUGUGUCACAUCCUUUAGCGUCCCCAGAAGUGAGGUGUGUCACAUCCUUCAGAGUCCCCAGAAGUGAGGUGUGUCACAUCCUUUAGCGUCCCCAGAAGUGAGGUGUGUCACAUCCUUCAGAGUCCCCAGAAGUGAGGUGUGUCACAUCCUUUAGUGUCCCCAGAAGUGAGGUGUGUCACAUCCUUCAGAGUCCCCAGAAGUGAGGUGUGUCACAUCCUUUAGUGUCCCCAGAAGUGAGGUGUGUCACAUCCUUCAGAGUCCCCAGAAGUGAGGUGUGUCACAUCCUUUAGUGUCCCCAGAAGUGAGAUGUGUUACGUCCUUUAGAGUCACCAAAAGUGAGGUGUGUCACAUCCUUUAGUGUCACCAAAAGUGAGGUGUGUCACGUCCUUUAGCGUCACCAAAAGUGAGGUGUGUCACAUCCUUUAGCAUCACCAGGACUGAGGCACAUGUGAUAACAAAUUUAACCUCGUCUAACUAACUGAGCGGCUGGUUGUGACAGAUGUGGCUGAGAGCUUCAAUACACGACAACAAGGAGACUUUGUUCUGUCAAGUUUUCAGAGUCAAAUAUGAACCUUCAAACUCAGGAUUCAGUUAUUGUGACAUCACUUUAAACCAUAAACGACCCCAGAAGAACCAGAAUCCUCCUGAUUUCUGAUCUGAUGAAUUUGAAUAUCAAAUAUUAGACCUUCACCAAAGACUUUUUAAUAUCACAGCAGUCUGAGUGUAAUGAAGCUGUGGAAGCUGUCUUCAUGAGUGUUUGGGUUAUUUAUUGAGUCCGUCAGUAAACCUGUGAGCAUGCUGAACUGUGUCUGAAUGAAAGAACAAACUGAAUGAACCAGUUGUUGACUGAAGAGAUCUGUGAGAUGUAAAACUGUUUCUGUCUGAAGUCUCACAUUAAACCAACUGUUGUACAGAC
Messenger RNA from Epinephelus fuscoguttatus (brown-marbled grouper), 3793 nucleotides. RefSeq names its product glial cells missing transcription factor 2 (gene gcm2). The record is from RefSeq and is a predicted model, not a curated record. Bases 179 to 1579 code for a protein of 466 amino acids. Gene Ontology annotation, cellular component: nucleus. NCBI's taxonomy places the organism in Eukaryota, Metazoa, Chordata, Actinopteri, Perciformes, Serranidae. The transcript has 14 exons. Gene Ontology annotation, biological process: gliogenesis; regulation of transcription by RNA polymerase II. Gene Ontology annotation, molecular function: RNA polymerase II cis-regulatory region sequence-specific DNA binding; DNA-binding transcription activator activity, RNA polymerase II-specific.